Funneliformis geosporum is the source of this 2049-nucleotide messenger RNA. NCBI's taxonomy places the organism in Eukaryota, Fungi, Glomeromycota, Glomeromycetes, Glomerales, Glomeraceae. The record is from the annotation of a GenBank genome assembly.
AUGACAGGAGAUUCUACAGAAAUUGAAACAACCGAAAAACAAAUUUCACACGUGGCAACGACCAAAAAUGAAAAGUUAUUUGAAAAUUUAUUAGGAACAUUCAAUGAAGUAAGAGAAGAUAGUUGGGAAAUUUCUUUCGAUGAAGUUGAUGAUCAUAUAUCUUUAUUUCAGGAAGAUGAAUUCGUUCGUGAGGCUUUUACAAAAGGAAUGGAUCUGCGAGAGUAUGCUAGAAACAUUGAAAAUGAAUUAAGUGGAAUCGAAAGAGAACAUGAAGUUGAUUAUAUUAGUCAAGCAAAAAAUUUUGUAGAAUUGCAUAAUCAAAUUCAGUCCUGUGAUCAAAUAUUAGCAACAAUGGAAGAUAUGCUAAGUGUUUUUCAAAUGGAUUUAGGAAAUAUCAGUUCAGAGAUUCAAACAUUACAAACAAAAUCAAUUUCGAUGAAUAUCAGACUUAAGAAUCGAACAGCAGUUGAACAAAAAUUGAAUACUGUUUUGGAAGGGACUAUUAUUUCUAUGCCUCAUUUUAAAUUUGUCUUGUUUAGAAAAAUUACUGAAGGGGACGUAGAUGAAAUAUGGCUUUCUUAUUUAACCGAAUUAAACAAAAAAAUGACAUAUGUCAAACGCAAUCAAAAAAAGAACGUUAAAGCAAUCAAAGAUGUUGGCCCAGAAUUGGAAAAAUUGCGAUUAAAAGCAACCGAAAAAAUACGGGAUUUCCUUUUAACUAAAAUUAGGUCGCUUCGUAUACCUAAUACAAAUGUUCAAAUAUUACAACAAUCAGUUUUGUUAAAAUAUAAAACACUUUAUCAAUUUUUAAUGGAAAGAUAUAGUGAUGUUGCUAUAGAGGUUAUGCAUACUUAUGUUAACACAAUGCCUGGUCUUUGGGGAACUGGAAAAAUUGCCCUACAAGAUAAAGCAAAUAUUUAUAUUUUAAAAGAUAGAAUUAAAACACUUCGAAAUCAGGAUGCAGGAGUUAUAUUGGUUCAUGUUGCCGAAAACAAGAGCAAAGGAUAUCCAUAUGAAGCAUUAUUUAGAAGUUUUAAUUUAACCUUUAUAGACAAUGCAAGCUCAGAAUAUCUUUUCAUCGUAGAGUUUUUCGUAAAGGAUGAUAAUCCCAAUGCAGAAUUGGCAAAGGACCUAUUUGCUGAAAUUUUUGAUACUACAAUCAAAAUGGGACUGGAUUCUACAAAACAAUUUGUCGACAAUAGUUAUGAUGCUAUUGGAAUCCUUCUAUGUAUUAGACUUAAUACACAAUUUGCAUUAGAAUUACAGAGAAGGAGAGUUCCAGCUUUAGAAGGAUAUACUAAUCAAAUUAACAUGUUAUUAUGGCCUAGAUUUCAGGCUAUUAUGGAUAUGCAUAUUGAUAGUGUUAAAAAAGCUGCUACUAAAUUGGUUGUUAAAGACAUUCAUCCACACUUUAUAAGUCGAAGGUAUGGAGAAUUUGCAGCAUCGAUAUUAAUUCUAAAUGAAGAUUAUAAUGAUCCAAUUUUGUUAAAUAGCCUUUCAAGAUUAAGAAAUGAGGUUGAGCAAUUACUUGAUAAGAUGUCAAAUAAUUUUGAUCGCAAAAGUCGAAUCAUAUUCUUGAUUAAUAAUUAUGAUCAAAUCAUGACUAUCUUAAAUGAAACGGGCGGAAAAGCUGUAGAAGCAGAAAUUAAUCAUUUCAGAGAUUUAUUGAAUGGACAAAUAUCGGGAUUUGUUGAAGAAGAAUUACAACCAUAUUUUGAAAGUUUGGUAUCUUUUAUCAAAAAAGUUGAUCAAGGAAAGGAUUUAAUAUCUACGGAGCCGGAAAUAUUUGAUCAAGUAUCAUCUGAUUUUGCUUUAACAUGGAGAAAAUCUAUAGCAUUAAUAAAUACUUCAGUAAUUCAACAUUUUACAAAUUUCAAAAAUGGAACAACAAUAUUACAUGCAGUAUUAGGACAAUUAAUUAUUUAUUAUACUAAAUUUUGUAAUAUUUUAGAAGAAGCAUUAAGAGAUGGUAAAGUUAGAAUUAGACAUCAACCUGUUAAUGUUCAAAGUGUUAUGGUGGAAAUUAAGAAAUUUAGAAGUAAUUUUUAA